AUGGAUGCUCGAUGGCAAUUGGCGACAUACGCAGAUGAAGCAUUAAUCGAUAAUGCUUUCAUUGUCAACACGAACACUUCCGAUGAAUUCGCGUACCUUGUUUGGAAGGACUCUCAGGAGGAAGUUGUACUGCAAGUGGAAGGCAUUUUAGCAGAAGCUCAUCACCCACCUGUUAUUGGCAACGAAAUGGAAUACUCUGGGAAAUUGAACGACCUCAUGCAAUCAGUUGUUAUUGUCAGUAGCAGUCAAGACGACACGUUCAGUCGAGCCAUUCAGGGAAUCGAAGCCAUAAAUGCGUUCAUGGCCCGGUUCAAUGUCAAAGUCAAUAUGAUGAAUAACUUCGUAUUGGGCAAUCUGAAAGCUAUUCGCGGACAAACUCGAUUGUUAAUGCCUGUGGGCAAGGCUCGGAUGUCGACAGUUGAUAUUUCUUCAAUCGACUAUGGGAAUGUAUUGAAAAAUAUGAUGACCCAAGGAUCCCAUCAAUAUACAGAGGACAACGUGGUGUCGUAUUUGAAGUGGGGGCCUACCACUGGUGGUGAAAUUUUCGUGUCGGACAUGAAUCCAGCUCUGCUGAAACCUGGGCACAUCGUGGAUCUGGGCUUAUCAUUCAGAUUGAUAAAAAUGCCGCGUCGAGUACAAUUUCAAGCAUGA
Molecule: messenger RNA, 651 nt
Organism: Desarmillaria tabescens
Lineage: Eukaryota; Fungi; Basidiomycota; Agaricomycetes; Agaricales; Physalacriaceae
Exons: 3
Coding region: 1-651 (216 amino acids)
Source: RefSeq, a predicted model, not a curated record